AUGGCCGAGGAUCGUGGAAAGGGCGAACAAGGCAAAGGAGAACACGGCAAAGCAAAGGGACCAGAAGGAGCAGGCAAAGGCAAGGCUUCCAAGCAAGACAAGGAGGGCUAUGUGGAAGCCAGCGACAAAAAGGAGCAGGAUGGCAUUGAGGGGACAUCAGAAGACCCCGGUCGACAGAAGGGCCGAGUCAAAGGCAAGGGGAGCGGCAAGGUCGACGGCAAGGGCCACAACAAAGGUAAGAUUAUCUUUGUCGCCGGGGAGCAGCCAAGCGACGAGACUGAGUCGCGGAUUGACACGGGACUCACUGCCACUCACAUCGUCGCAGAAGAUGUCGCAAUGCCAGCCAGAGUUGCUGAGGCACAACCAUGCACUCCAGCAUUCAACAACAGCAAUUCUACUGGGCGGCGAGUUGAUACAGUAGACACUGCGGGUUCAGCCGUGUCUGCGCGGCAAUUUACUUCUGGCUUGCAGAGACCACGUGGAGCACCACCCCCUGCCAGCGCUGCUGUGGCAACUUCGGGCAAUCUGCAGAGCUCCCUCGCGGCUUUCGCUCCUGCACCCCCAAAAACCCCGGCACUGGCCAGUGCAGCCAGAACUGAUUCCAUCGCACCUCCCAGAACCCCGGCUCCAGGGUUGCCACACGAGCCUGUAGCCCCACCUAGAACACCAGCACCCUCAGCCCAGGCCGUGUCCGUCGCCCCGCCUCGAACGCCGGCUGUGCCUCAGCUCUCUGCGCGUGACGGAUUCGUCGCCCCUCCUGCAACCCCAGGGAUGUCGAUUGCACCCCCGAAAACACCAGGCCUACCUCGAGAUUCGAUUCCUCCCCCAAGCACACCUGCACCAGGGGUGGCUAGGGCGAACAUGGGGAGGUCAUUGCUCGCGGAGCCAGGUGUGGCUCCGCCGAGAACACCUGCACUGCCCGUUGGCCACGCACGCGCCGAGAGUGUGGCUCCACCGAAAACGCCUGCAGUUCCUAGUCCUUAUGCACGUGUCGAGGCCGUAGCAUUGCCAAAAACGCCAGCAUUGCCAGCUUCUGCUGUGGCUCCUCCGAAGACCCCGGCCGUGCCGGGAUCUCAUGUCCAUCCAGUUUCAGCUUCUGUCACUCCGAAAACACCGGCGGUUGCUGCGAUCAUUCCGGGGCCGCAGACUCCAGGCCCAUGUCUUGCAGCCGCCUCCCCGCUGCAGACACCAGCGGCACACACAGCAGGCCAUGCACCGCCACAGCCGCAUACCCCGGCCAGUCCUGCAUUGGCUGCAGACAGCCGAACGUUGCGCUCAGCUGCCGGUUUCGCCAAGCCGACGCCGAAGACAUCGCCUACUGCGCCACCAUCCUCGGAGCCAGACUUGAGUUGGACUGUCGAUAUUGUUCCCAAAACGCCAGCACGCAUUGCAUCUGGGACCAUGGUGCCCAAGACACCAGCAGCAAUAAGCAGAAGCAGAGAUUCUGUUGCAAGUGCUCCUGCGCCUGCACCGCAAACACCUGCGGCCUUGAAGGCAAUGUCGGACAGGCUUGUCCAACCAAAAACACCAGCAGCACUGGCUCGAAAUUCAAGGGCCUCCAAGCCCGCGCCACAAACGCCAGCUGAAUUGACGAAACGGAAGGCUGAAGCCAUUUCAGACAAUCCUCCGGUUCCGAAAACACCGGUCGCCAUGAAAAUGCGGCCAAACUCUCCACCCGUGCAGGCGGACCUCGAACCUUUACCGCUGAGGUUUGCGCCGAGACGCGGCUCGGCACUCAAAAAAACAUGCCUACGAACAGAUAGAAAUACUCGAUAG
Symbiodinium necroappetens is the source of this 1776-nucleotide messenger RNA. The record is from the annotation of a GenBank genome assembly. NCBI's taxonomy places the organism in Eukaryota, Dinophyceae, Suessiales, Symbiodiniaceae.